GCCGCGCGCCCCGGCGCCAGGGGCAUGGAGGAGCGGCGGGCUCCGAGCCGCGCCCCGGAGUCCCCGAAACUUGCGAGCAGGCGCCCCUCAGCGCCGCCGCCGCCGCCGCCGCUUCGCCUGCCGGCCUGAGAGCGGGACCAUGGAUGAAAGGUUCAACAAGUGGCUGCUGACGCCGGUGCUCACUCUCCUCUUCGUGGUCAUCAUGUACCAGUACGUGUCCCCCUCCUGCACCAGCUCCUGCACCAACUUCGGGGAGCAGCCCCGCGCCGGCGAGGCCCGCCCGCCUGCCGCCCCGAGUCCCGCCCGCCGGGCGCAGCCGCCGCCGGAGGAGUGGGAGAGGCGGCCCCAGCUGCCCCCGCCGCCCCGGGGACCUCCCGAAGGGCCUCGGGGGGCUGCGGCGCCGGAGGACGAGGACGAGGAGCCGGCGGACCCGGAGGAGGAGGAGGAAGAGGAAGAAGAGGAGCCGGACCCCGAGGCCCCCGAGAACGGCUCGCUGCCCCGCUUCGUGCCGCGCUUCAACUUCACCCUGAAGGACCUGACCCGCUUCGUGGACUUCAACAUCAAAGGGCGCGACGUGAUCGUGUUCUUGCACAUCCAAAAGACCGGGGGCACCACGUUCGGCCGGCACCUGGUCAAGAACAUCCGGCUGGAGCAGCCGUGCAGCUGCAAAGCAGGGCAGAAGAAGUGCACCUGCCACCGGCCCGGCAAGAAGGAGACCUGGCUCUUCUCGCGCUUCUCCACCGGCUGGAGCUGCGGGCUGCACGCCGACUGGACGGAGCUCACCAACUGCGUGCCGGCCAUCAUGGAGAAGAAAGACUGCCCUCGUAACCACAGCCACACCAGGAAUUUCUACUACAUCACAAUGUUGCGGGAUCCAGUUUCUCGCUACCUGAGUGAGUGGAAACAUGUCCAGCGAGGGGCCACAUGGAAAACUUCUCUCCAUAUGUGUGAUGGAAGAAGCCCCACCCCUGAUGAGCUGCCUACCUGCUACCCUGGGGACGACUGGUCUGGGGUUAGCUUGCGGGAAUUUAUGGAUUGCAGCUACAACCUGGCUAACAACCGCCAAGUGCGAAUGCUGGCAGACCUCAGCCUGGUGGGCUGCUACAACUUGACUUUCAUGAAUGAGAGUGAAAGAAACACCAUCCUGUUGCAAAGUGCAAAGAACAACCUGAAGAACAUGGCCUUCUUUGGGCUCACUGAAUUCCAGAGGAAGACACAGUUUCUCUUUGAGAGGACAUUCAAUCUCAAGUUCAUCUCCCCCUUCACACAGUUCAAUAUCACGCGGGCUUCCAAUGUGGAAAUCAAUGAGGGUGCCCGCCAACGUAUUGAGGAGCUAAACUUCCUGGACAUGCAGCUUUACGAGUAUGCAAAAGAUCUCUUCCAGCAACGCUACCAUCACACCAAGCAGCUAGUGCACCAGAGAGACCGCCAAAAGAGGCGGGAGGAACGGAGGCUACAGAGAGGGCACAGGGCCCACCGUUGGCCAAAAGAGGAUGCAGCCACAGAGAGGACUGUCACGGAGGACUACAACAGCCAGGUGGUGAGAUGGUGACCCCCUGCUUGCUCCUCUCUUGGUAGGGGAAGGAUGAGCAGAUGCAUUGACUUUUAUUGCAUUAGUUGAAGAUGUCAGGUUAUUCUGAGAACAUCUGGCUGUAGGUGACUUGAAUUGGACAUGCACUUCCUCUGUCUUCAUUUUUAUCCAGCUGGAGAUUAACCACCUUGUUCUUUUAUUUCCCACAUUAUUCUAUCAAUGCUGUUAAACAGGAGAGGAAUAUAUCCAACAUAGACCACUUUAGGAGGUCAAGAGGAGAAGCAGCCAAAAGAAAGCAGUCGCUGCAACCUUCGCAGCAGCAUAGGUUAUAGUUCUGGUGCCUAGAACCCACAGAGGCACACAUGAAAAGCCAAACUGUGGCUUGGAUGUUCCGCUGAAUCCAGUCUGUUUCGUACUGUCUCUGCUGUGGAAAUAUUGGUCUGUUUCAUUAGACAGAGAAGGACCUUUUAGCCCUUAGAUGAGGUUUUCUGGCAAUGCUUCAUUGACUGUGGGCUCUCAUCUUUGAACUCUAUUUGGAUGUGUUUAAAUCAUAAGUAGAGUGAUGUGUUUUGUUGUAGCAGAUGCUUUUAAACAAAAUUACCCUACUGUUGACCAUCGCCAGAGACCCACAUCCAGCAAAACCCAAACACCAUAGUGCUAAGCCAUGCUUCCUCUCCAUCGUUUAGGGAACAGGGAGUGGAUAUAGGACAGGGAUGAUUGCAAUUCCUGCAAACUGAACAUUGGUGAGGUGUUUCCAAUAACUUGCUUAUUUAUUAAUGUCUAAGCAGAUCACAGUUUACCAGUUUCAAUCUUCAAUGUGAGCAAUGAAUGAUAAAUUAAGAGAAGAAAACAAAGCAGGAGGAGACCUAUAUGGUUUACAUUUCCAAGCCAGCUACAGAACCCUUGUUUUUAUAGAAAUAUUCGAGUUUAACCCCUUUGGAGCAGUCAUCAUCUUUAAUUUGGUACUGCCAGGUUUGAAAUUCUGCUAACACAAAGGAAAAGAAUUUAUAAAGAACUUGACCUGGAUUAUAUUUGAGGUCCCUAAAUGAAUAAUAGCUCUGAGUUAGGCUAGGAGACAUGGAACCCCAUUAAUAGGACACCUGUCCUAGGAAUUUAGAUGUCUUUUCUACUCCUCACUGCACACACUCCUGAAUGUCUCCAGCACGGUAGCUUAUUUUCUUCCCAUAUGAUCUUUACCUGUUACUAGACUAUGGAUCCAGGCAGCAAAUCAGGUCUAGAGUGCAUAAAACUGGACUAAAACGUGUGCUGCAUUGCCAAGUGCUCCUUAUUUUUGCCUUUACUCAACGAUAAUGGAAAGAAGUCUUUUUGAAAACCAAGGGGAGUGUGAAGGAACAGAGACUAGAAAGCCUUCGCCUCGCAUUCAGUGGGAGGAUCAGAGUGGAUAGGAAGUUAUACAACAGAUUGAUCUGAUCAAUCCCUUCAAGGAGCUGAAGGCAAAAUGAGUGAAACCCCUAAAUCAGAUUGAAAAGCCUAUUUCAUUGAUAUCCAACAUGUUUGAUGUUUAAGCCAGCUUUGCUUAAGCCACUUCUCAGCCUCCAGAAUACUCUCUCUGGGGUUGAGAGUCAAUCAACCCACAAAUGUUUAUAGAGCUGCCUACACGAAUAGAGAGGAGUUUGGCAUCUCCAUCAAAUGGAGAUCUGGAGAAGUGGCUCACACAUUUCUUUCACCCCACCUUGGCUUCAUCUGUGGUGCAAGGGAUGGCCCUCUGUGCCAAGACUGAGAGAAGACUCUUUCCAUACCUUCAAAAAUUUUGUAGAUGAGAAAAGUGAAGCCCAUAGAUGCUAAGUAGCAACCUUACCGGUUGGCAGCUAGGUCUAGCUAACUGCAAAGUGCAGCUCUUUUUACUCCGUCAUCCCAUACACCUGAGACAAGAGCUCAAGCCACCAAACAUGCAAGAAGCCAGAUGCUGUUGCAAGAACUGAUAGCCUUUAACCGCUGUUUGUGGUGCAGCUGUGACAGCACCAAGCUUAUAAUGACCCAGAGCUAUGCUGCCUUGGGUGAGUCCAACGCCCUCCACAUCACUGGUCCAUCAAGGAAUAGAGAGAUAGAUGACAGUUUAGGCAACCAGACUUUUUUGAGUCACAUACAAAUUGAAUUAAAAAUGGACAAAUGAACACUGCUUAUUUAUUUGUGUCUCCCUUCCCUAUGCUUUGUUCCUAAGGUAGAAAGUGAAGGAACAUGGCAGCUGGUAAUAAUGAACAGCUCGCUUGUUCCCUCUCCCUCUCCCUCUCCCUCUCCCUCUCCCUCUCCCUCUCCCUCUCCCUCUCCCUCUCCCUCUCCCUCUCCCUCUCCCUCUCCCUCUCCCUCUCCCUCUCUAUCUCUAUCUUUGUAUUUCAAUGUUAAGAUCUAAUAAUGUUCUGCUGAGAAUAGCAGGACUGCAAAUUACCCUUCUGCCUGCCACUGUGACACAUACACAUGCAUGCAUGUUCACAUGCACACACACACACACACAAUGAUGAUGCAGUAUUUUGUCAUGUGGAAAAUCAAAACAACUUAGAGAGCAUUCAGAUUAUUCCCUUUAAACUCACUUCAAAUUUUUGGCAGAGAAUUCCUGCAUAGCUGAGACUUGGAGGCGGCCCCUGCUAACUUCACACUGUUCUUUAGGUGCCUUGGGACUUAUCUCAAAAGGCUUUCCACUGCCUUGCCGUGAUGUGUGGUGCUCCACCUGAGACCAGAUAUCAGAAUGUUCAGAAGAGAAACCAUCUCUUUGCUGGCCCAAGGCCACGGAUGAGCAAAUUAAAAAAGACCGACAAGGGCUUCCUCCCUCAUAUCAUUUCAUUCAGAAGCAGCACACUUUUACAUCCCUGAGGUCCUAUGUUGAUAGAAAUAGAGAGGUAGCGACACAGUGUGUUCUCUGAAAAUUGACUGCACAUCUACAUGCUGAGUGAAGCUCAGGGAAGGAUGCCAAUGGAAGGCAGCUGGGCCUAAGUAUAUGUGGGCAAUUUAGCUGUCUCAAGACUGCAAAACAAAUAAACUACAGAUACAUCAGUGUCCACAGUGCAAGAAGAGAGCCUCUCCCUGCUCCCUGGCCUCAAAUUCCCCAGGGAAUGCACAGGCUUCCACUCCCACAAUUUGCUCAAAGACAUCCUUUUCUUUGUCUUGGCAAUAACUACACCAAUAACCAGAUUGGGAUAGAUGUCCUUGGGAAUAUGUGCAUGUACGUGUGCUUUUAAAUUUUAUUAAGAAUUAAGGUACACACUGUUCAUUUUGCCUUCAUCUUUUUGGCCAUCUACUCUUGGUAACUGGAGAAAACUUCCAUAAGUAUUACUUUAAUACUCUUUAAUAAUUGAUAGCAUUACUAAUCAAUGUUAGAUGAUAGCUUGUGAUAUCAUGUGUUAUUUAAAAAUGAUAAAGAAAUGUUAUCAUUCCAAGGAGUUAACUUCACCAUAAAUAGUUUAAGGAAACUUUGAAAUAUGAGACUCCAUUUGGUUAUGCCCUCAAGGUAAUUUCUCAAGAGUCUGAGUAGACAUACUGUUCUAAUAUCGGGAAGAAGGUCUAUAAAAUAGAACUGGCAAGGAAGUAAGAAUGUAUUAUUGAACAGUAAGUGUGUGUAUAUUGGAUAGAAUUGUUAUUUGGCUAUCUUAGCCAAGAAAUCCAAAACAAUAGUAAAAUCAAACAAAAUUAAAACAAUUUCUCUCUCACUUAAAGAUAGACUACUUUGAUAGCUGUGAUGUAUGACAUUACCAGAAGCCCAGGUGCUCUCUGGUUGCUCUUUUGUCUUAAUGUGCAGCAUUCAUCUCAUGAUCCAAGAUGGCUGCUGUGGCUCCUGCCACUUCAUUUACAUUUGAGACCGUAGAAAGGAAGUGGAUGGAAACUGCAUAUAUUGUAUCUAGUCACAUCUCAUGGAGCAGAACCUAGACAUUAGCCACGUCUACAAAGACUAGGAAAUGUCUAUUAUGGGUUGCCAUGUGCCUUGACAAAUGUGGGAGUUCUAUUAAAGAAACAAUGUAAAAAUUAAUACUGACAAAACUUUCAGUGUCUGACAUGAAAGGGAAUUGAAAAAUAUUUCAGAUGCUUCUCAACAUCAUUUAUUUCAUCAUAUGUUUUGUAAAGGAUAAGAUUAAAUUUCACCACUUUGUAUAGCAUGCAAUGCUUUUCAAAACAUUUUUACAUUUAGUAUCUCAUUUGAGUCUUCAUUACAUUCUUGUGUGUUAAAUAGGAUCUUGAUUCAUUUUCCCAUGUGGUAAGUUGGAAUGGAGAUUCAAUGGUGUUGAAAGAUUUCCCAAAGAUUCUAAUUUAUUAGCAAAGCUACUCAGAGCCCCAGCUUUUUGAUUUAUAGGCAUUCCUACUGCUUUAUGCUGCUCAGCUUCAGUUUUGGAUUGGGAAUUGCAAGAAUAUCAAAACUAAACCUUUAUUGAUUUAUGUCUUCCCUUACCUUUUUUUUUGGAAGUGCAGUGACUUAGAAAAUGCCAUGGAGACGCGUUGAGUUGACUUUCAACUUCCUUCCUUGAAGAAGGGGAGUUCUUAUUAUGAAUAAAGGGUCCAAGAGAUGGAGAGUGUUGCAGUGAGGGGUGAGAAUCACUGGACCUCAGGGAAGACAUUCAGACAAACUAGUUGGAUGUGUGCCAUAUCCAACUCCAGAACUAUGCAAGAUGACGGCUAAAGAGCUGUGCUUACAAUCCUUGGGGAAGCUCAGUGUUAGAAAUAUUCAAAACUUGUAGUCGCCUGUUAGUGAAGCUUAAGAGGCGAUCAAUAGAAUCCAUACAAAAAAAAAAAAAAAAACCCUCUUUCUCUACUUCUUCAUUUUAUCAGCAAGGCAUUGCUUUAGUUUUGAAGGUUUUAUUUGGUAUUAAAUGAGUUCCUUUUGCUUAUUUGCUGGAGAAAAGAAAUGCUUUAAUUUGUCAUAAGCUAACACCUUCACAUGGAGAGUUUAUCUGAUUCCUUUCCCACCCACCAUGACCCCUGGCUGAGAUGAAAGUCCUAUAUAAUGGGAUCAUCAGAGGUGGAGGGGUUGGGUGACUAUGGCUGACUACAGAAAUAGUGGGACUCCUGAAAGGGAGGCGGAUAUUUCAAAAGCUGAAAGAUGAGGAAUUAAAUACGUGCAAGGCAAUCUUGGAAAACUUUUUAAAAAUGACUAAAAAUGACUAGGAUAUAGUUUCUUUCUUCAAAAACAAAGGAAAGCUGGAAACAGGUACACGGUAAUUCUUUUAGAAACUUAAACAAAAACUGAACGAAGCUCCUGAGAGGUCAGAGCACGGGAUGGUUUUAUGGACUGAAGGUUGAUUGCACUGGAGGAACCGAAACACGGAAAGUUGGGUUGGACUUAAGAAAAAAGAGCGUGAUCUGAUCACAGGUGUGACUCUAAGGUUUCCUUUUCCAUAGCUGUUGUGCCUCCAUUGGUCUCUGGAACUGCAACUAAAAGUCCUCAGGCUGGAUAUCAGGGCUGGCUGAGCCUAUACUGCUAACUAUGUGGUGCCAUCUUUCUCCAAGGCACUUGCGGCUUCCCUUCCUAUCCCCUUCCUCCAUCUCUGCUGGACAUCGGUCAAUCCCUACUAUUCCCUCACCUCUUUCACCAGGGCACAUCUCAAAACAUUCUCUGAAACUCUGAGUCAGUGCUUCUGAGAAAGUGAGUGGGAUCUGAGACCUGUGUGUUUUGUAGCCUAAUGGAUGGAAUGCACAUGGACCCAUCUUCACAGUGCAUUGACAGAAUUCACCUGCCUUGCAGAGGCGCUGAGACACCCAAUGGAGAAACCUGGGAACCUAUGUUGUUAACACCAGCAACACCGGCAUGGCAAAAGCCUCUGAACUUCCAGGCAAGGACUCGAGGUAACUGAACUAAACUCCAGAUCGGAUGCUGCAAAUCUACAGAAGGGUCUGGAGGCUCUGUUCCAAGUGGUCUGUGGAAAAGACUGCAACUGUCAUCCUGUGGCAUGUGCUGCUGUGCUAUGGGAACCCAUCAAAGGACCAGAUGUCUGUGCUUAAAAAACCCUUCCCUUCUUGCUGGGGAAAACAGGUGUUCUGAGAAGCGGAGCUGUGUGUGAUUUAAUCAGUGUCACAUUUGUCUCUCACCUCGUCACUUUUUUGGUGUCGAUUCUGUGGUCAUCCAUUCUUUUCCUUCUUUUCUCCCUCCAGAAGCCCUUCCUGGGAUUUUCUUGCAUUAUUUUUUCUUUUAUUUUUAUCAACGCAAUGUUGGGAAGAAAAAUUUGGAUCUUUAUCUGGUGCCCCAUUUUAGAUGUAAAGAUAGAUAUUCAAUAGAUAGUAAAUUAUUUCUCCUAAGAGAUAGUUCCUUUUGUUUCUGUGCAAUAAUAUGUAUGAACUUGGUUACUAGGAGAUUGUAUUGUGACAUGAUCAGUCUUUAUUGCUAUUUAAAAUGAUAGUUUGUAGAACUGAGGAUUUCCAUUGGUGUGAAGCACAAUUUAAUGAAUAAGUUAACAUAUUAAACUGUUGUGAUGUCAAGAACAAUUGUUUUCCCCCUGUGUUUUUGUCAGAGACAUUUUUUUGUAAACUGAAAAAGUUAAACACUUUCAGGGAUUUAUGGAAAUGGGAUCCACAAGGCCAACUUUCUCAAACUGAAAAAUCCAUGCUUUGGCUACAAAUGUGGUUAUUGGAUGUGAAACUUUAAAAGCCAUAAAGUACAAAGAAAAUAUAGAUUGAAAGAAUUGAGAGCCUCUGGGGCCAGGAAGGAUUUCACAAGCCCUCAAACAUAGGCUUCUAAAACCAUGUCCUCGAAGACCCCCUCUCCCCAGCCCAGGCCCACUCCAGCACUUUGCAAUCUGCUGUGCAAUGUAGAAGAGUCACGUGGGGGUGAGGGAUGAGGUGAGGAUUGGAAAAAGCUCGGAGAGAAACAGGGGUUGGCGCAACAGAUCUGGGAAAACAAUCUAAAGGAAGAAAAGGGGAAAGAAAAGAGGGGGGGAGGGAGGAAUGGGAAGUGGAAGAACUGAAGAAAUCCACAAACAACCACAAACACUCUCCCCAAUCUUAGUGUAUAUGGUUCGACAGCAGUAGCUAAUUCCUAUACUAUAAGCAAAGGAGAUUAUAGUAGAGCAAGUUUCUUCAAAAAUUUCUUGAAUGAUGCAGCUUAUAUUUUCUUGUGGAUCCUUCCCUUGCCAUGGGUGGGAUUUGUACCCUGAGAAAAAUGUGAUUGAUAUUGUCCCUCUACCUAGUGGGAAUUACACGCAAAGGGAGCUUGACGUGAGGGCAAGUGAAGUUGCCAUAAGGGAGGCUUCAAAAGACAGUUGCAGAUAAACACACAGAAACACAUGGUGUGCAUGUGUGUCCAUGCAAAGGGGAGACAAUGUGGGGCUGUCAAGGAAACUUCAGGUAAGAGAAGGACCGUGGACCUUAAGAUUUACAUUUUGUUCCUUGUUAAAGCGCAGUAAUCCCCUCUCAUCUACGGGGAUAUGUUCCAAGUGUCCCACCGGAUGCCCAAAACUGCUGUUAAUACCAAAUCCUUUUUGUAAUAUGUUUUGUUCUGAACAUAAAUCUUAACAACAUUGGCAUGUGAUUUUUUUCCUCUUUUCUUAAAACAUGAGCUUUCACUUUUAGACUUAAAGCAAGCACGUCAGAGUUUCUCUUUGGCACAUGCAAAUAGCCACCCUCACUAUCCUGUGUUUGGGGGCCACUGCUAAAUUAAGUAGGAGUUACUUGAAUGCAAGUACUGCCGACUGCCUCAAUUGAUCUGAUAACCAGAUGGACUGCUUGGUGACAGGCGGCUAGCAUUUACGAGUAAGACACACGGAUAUGCCGGACCAAAGGAUGAGUCAGGUUCCUGGGGGCAUGUGGCUGGGAUCAGAGGGGCACACAAUUGGAGGCUUAUAAUUUGUUUGUUUCCAUAACUUGCCAUUUAAUAUUUUGAACUGAGGCUGACCAUGAGUAAUGGAAACCAUGGAACAGGAAUCUGCCAAUUAAAGGAGAAAACUAUAAUGUUGUAAAUAAGGUUGAGAAUGUUGAACUUAUGGGAACUGUACUCUCAAAUAAAAUACCAUUUUAGCCUCAUAGACCAGUUUUCAUAUUAAAUGCAGGUUUGCAAACUAAUGGAAUAUAAAAUAUUCUAGCAUAAUUUUAAUUAUAUUAAAAAUAC
Molecule: messenger RNA, 9572 nt
Organism: Oryctolagus cuniculus (rabbit)
Lineage: Eukaryota; Metazoa; Chordata; Mammalia; Lagomorpha; Leporidae
Gene: HS6ST3
Product: heparan sulfate 6-O-sulfotransferase 3
Cellular component (GO): membrane
Molecular function (GO): heparan sulfate 6-sulfotransferase activity
Source: RefSeq, a predicted model, not a curated record